Messenger RNA from Mytilus californianus (California mussel), 3041 nucleotides. RefSeq lists its product as uncharacterized. The transcript has 9 exons. Gene Ontology annotation, molecular function: heme binding; oxidoreductase activity, acting on single donors with incorporation of molecular oxygen, incorporation of two atoms of oxygen; peroxidase activity. NCBI's taxonomy places the organism in Eukaryota, Metazoa, Mollusca, Bivalvia, Mytilida, Mytilidae. The record is from RefSeq and is a predicted model, not a curated record. Gene Ontology annotation, biological process: response to oxidative stress. The coding region runs from base 19 to 1956 and encodes 645 amino acids.
UUCAGAUCAAACAGUGACAUGUACAGAUAUCUAUGUUGGAUUUUGACUAUCCUAUCUGCAAAACAUUAUGCUUUUUCAAUACCUACAGUUCCUUCCAAUUGGUGGCAGUAUCCAUAUCCAUAUGACGUACUCUCAGUAGGGGAAUCACAAGAAAAACUCCAAAAUGAAAAUUUAAUUGACAGUUACACAGAGAGCACAGAACAAUCCUACGGUCAGAGACGACUUAGAAACUGUUUGGAUCCAAAGAUUGGGAGACUAGGAAGAAAAGUUAGAUAUGGUUGUUCCAAGCGCCGCAAUAAAUCCAGGCGAUUGGAUGGACUGUGUAACGAUUUUGAAAAUCCAGCAUCGGGAAGUCUUUAUUAUCGUUUUGGCAGAAAUGUUCCCCUAAAUGCCACAGUUAGAGAUGAGAAGAAUUUGUACAACCCCAAUCCACGUGACAUAAGUCGUACAUUAAUGAAGAGGAAGAAAUUUAUUCCGGUAACCAUUGUUAAUAUCCUUGUAACCGGAUGGGUCCAGUUUAUGACCACUGAUUGGUUUGACAGUGGCAAAAACGACAGGAGCAGACAUUUAAAGGUUCCUAUUCGAGAUGAUGAUCCAGAUUUCUAUGAUAUAAUGGAAAUACCUAUGACAAGACCAGACAGCUGCAGACAUUCCAAAGAUUACAAUACCUACCAAAAUACUGUAACACACUGGUGGGAUGCAUCACAACUAUAUGGAAUUAACAAACAAAUAAAUCGUCGUAUCCGCACAAGAAAAGACGGAAAAUUAAAACUAACUUCAAAUAACCGUCUACCGAUUGAUCCGUCGAAUGGAGUGCCAAUUACGGGAAGUUCCUUAAAUUGGUGGGUAGGACUAGGUAUAUUUCAUAUAAUUUGGACGCGAGAACACAAUUACGUAUGCAAUAUGCUUAAAGAACGAAAUCCAACUGGGAAUGAUGAAAUGUUGUAUAACACGGCAAGACUCAUUAUUGCUGCAGUAAUUGCUAAAAUUCAUACGCUAGAAUGGACAACUGCUAUCCUGCAAAAUGAUGUUGCUAAGUUGGGGUUAAAGUCUAACUGGUAUGGAGUAACUCCUAUUGAGAUUGCAAGGGGAAAUGCAACCUUAGCAGCAUGGUUAACCAAACAAUUUCCACAGUUUUCGAAUGGCGUACCGGGAGCUGUAGGAAACCCGAAAAACAUUAGAGGAGUUCCAUAUUCGCUUACACAAGAUUUCAUCGCCGCAUACCGAUUACAUCCACUAUUGCCAGAUGAAUUUGAAGUAAGAAGUCACCAAACAGAUAUAUUAGUAAACCGAUACGACAUGAAAGACGCAGUAUUUGAGAAGGCGGAGUCAGUCUUUGAAGAAAACUCAAUGGAGGACUUAAUUUAUACAUUUGGCAAUGAUUAUCCUGGUGCAAUGACUCUCCACAAUUAUCCAAAUUUCUUGAGAAAUCUUGAUAUACCUGCUACAAGUCUUCGUGGAAAUGGAAAAGUAGACAUGGCUACAAUCGAUAUAUUACGUGACAGGGAAAGGGGAAUCCCGAGAUACAAUGCGUUUAGGCGGUUGUUCCAUAUGACACCGAUCAACAAAUUUGAAGAUCUCACCACAAAUCCCACUCAUGCCGAAGAACUUCGUCAUAUGUACAAUAAUGACGUAGAGUUGAUUGAUUUCCUAAUUGGAUCACUAGCCGAAUCACCGCUUCCUGAAGGUUUUGGGUUUAGCGACACAUUCUUUAGAAUUUUUACUAUUAUGGCUCGAAGAAGAUUGGAAUCGGACAGAUUUUUUACAGACGACUACACUUCUGAAUAUUAUACUCAAUGGGGCAUUGACUAUAUAGAUGCCACUUACAUGAAAGAUAUAUUACUUCGCCACUAUCCUUCGCUUGCUUCACAUUUGCAACCAAAUGUUGCAAACGUCUUUAUUCCUUGGAAAAGUCAAACGUCACUUGACAAAAAUUUUCCUUAUCCUUUAUAUUAACUCGAAAUAUCUGUUCGGAUGAAGUUCGUUUAUCAAAUAUAAAAUCAAAUAUACCACGUAAUUUUGAUAGGGAUAAGGACAGCAUUUUCUGAAAAUUUAGUUGAAAGUGAAAGAUAUCUAUUUCUGAUUAUAUACUGUAGUACCUGACUGUUUUGGUGGAACAAAUAUACUAAUACUAAAUUCUUUGUUUCCGUGGCCUUUUAAAUCUACCGUCAUAUAAAAAGUAUCCUUUUAUAAUAUUCUGUCAAUAAAGAUUUAUUUUCCUUCUUAGAAAAUUCUGCAACAUCAUGUCAAUACAGAAUUGUUUUUAAUGGACGUAAAAUCAAACCAAAAAUGUAACACUUUUAAGACAUUGAUCAACUGAAAAUAUAUGCAUAUGAAGUAAACAUGGUCACUUCCAGGCGCAUUAUAGACCCUACUGACAAACAACCUAGUCAUUCAGUAAGCUUUUUCAUACUUGAUCCGUUGUUAUCAUUUGGACUAUCAGUAACGUCUUCGUUGCGUUCUAUAUUUUAGAGGUUUAAUACUACUUGGCUCGUAAACACGUAUAUAUGCCGUCCGAAUAAGAACUUCGAAACAGUUGUUCUUUGAUUUACUGAAAGAAAAACAAAAGUGAUAUUUCAAGGUAGAUAACCUUCUCAAGAAAUUGUAACUCAAUUUUGAUUCGGAUUUCUAUUUUAAAAGGUAAUACCACCAAAGUUCUCUAGCUCAUACUUCCUUUUCAAAUUUAGAUUUUUUUUUUUUUUUCAGUUAGACUUUUAUUUUCAAAAUAAAGUCGAUAUCUGAAUGCUCGAAUGAGCAAUAUAGAAUUAUUUGAUUUUACCAUUACGAUAUAUGAAUAUUUUCCAUGCGUAUUUGUCUUCCAAAAAUUCGAAUGACUUGAAUGCUACUUGAAAUCUACGUACAGGAGUACCAGAAGGAGUUUUCCCUAGCCUUCUCUGUUUUUACAUCACACAUAUAUCAUGCGGUUCUCUUUGUAAUCCAGAUUUGGAGAAAAUUAUAUAUUUGUAUAUGGAAACUAUGUUUUCAUUAUUUCUUUUAUCCAGAAUGUUUUCAUGCGAACUUAUAACCAAUAAAGAAGAACG